Molecule: messenger RNA, 1391 nt
Organism: Cyprinodon variegatus (sheepshead minnow)
Lineage: Eukaryota; Metazoa; Chordata; Actinopteri; Cyprinodontiformes; Cyprinodontidae
Gene: ccdc34
Product: coiled-coil domain containing 34
Exons: 7
Coding region: 111-1109 (332 amino acids)
Source: RefSeq, a predicted model, not a curated record
GGCGCGGUGCAUCAUGGGAGAAAGUAGCUGUAGCCAAAACUGUUUCACCUCAGCUGGAGAAAGAGAGCUGCAAACAAGAAACAUUCCUACCUCUAUCGCAACGGCUGGUGAUGGCGGAAGGAAGGAUGCCGAAGUUUCCUGCCUCGGAGGGCUUCAGCUCGACUCCCGUCAAGAGUAGCCAAGAUAAAAGCUACCUCCCAGCCAAAGGUUUGGAUAAUGGCGUCGUGUCUGACGAUGAGGACACAUUCUCGCUGCUUUCUCCCAUCUAUCAUGACAGCUUCGACAGCGAUGAAGAAGAGCUGGGAUCUAUCCCAUCUCAACAGACUUCACCCAGACACAGCGAGGAUUCGAGGCUGUGUGCAUCACCAGACAGAUGUGAGCUGCCCAGAACGCCUUCAAAGCUGAAGCUCAGGGAACCUGUGUGGCCUGAAGGCUCACCUUCACUCAGCGCAUGGGAGACGUGGCUGCUGAGCAAAGCUAAGGAGGAUCGUCUUAGACAGGAGAAGAAAGCUGAAGAGGAACGGCUACUCAGAGAAAAGGAAGAACUACAGGAAAGGGAACGAGAACAGAAGAAGCUGGUCAUGGAAGAAAAGAUCCACAAAUGGUUAAAAGUUAAAAGAGAGCAAGAAAGGAGCAAGGAACUUGUUAAACAAAGGAGAGAGGAAGAGGAGAUGCAGAGGCAGCAGGAGAAACAAAAGGAGAUCGAACUGAAAGCCCAACAAAAAUAUAAAGACUGGCUGCAAAAGAAGAACCAAGAAAAAAUGGAAAAGGAAAAGAAGGAGAAGAUGGAAGCUGCCCUGAAGGAGGAGCAGGAAAGAGAGCGGCGUAGGAAGGCAGAGGAGAAGUUUAAGGAUUGGCUGACAAAAGCCAACGAAAAACUCAAAGCUAGUCCCAAAACACAUUCCUACCCGACAAGUCCCUAUGACAGUUCUUACCCAGCACCCAGCUUCUACAAUCCCAUCCCCUGGAAACCAAUUCAUGUGCCUCCUCCUGAAACAUCCCCAAAAAAUACAUCGAGCAAGAAACCUCAGAAGCAGAAAAAAACUCCAUGCACUGUUUUAAGACAAAGAAACACUGCAGGAACACCACAUUAUCUAUACAGACGAUGACACAAACAAGGUGAUGCAGAGAGCUUAGACACAGCUCCAUGACUCAUGUAAACCAGCAAAGCCCUAUGAAUGAAUCUCUGCUGAGUCAUGAAAGGACUUCUCUGUUAAAAGGGCUCAGGAUUUGUUGCUGUGUUUACUAUUUUAUAUUGCCUUCGCUUAAAGAAAAUCUGAAUGAUUUUUUUAAUGAUUUUUAUAUGAUUAAGUUCAUAGAGUUUUUAGAAAUGUAUUUUUGUUUUUUGAUAGUUUGAUUUCAAAUUACUGGACAUUUGCACAUGUUACAGG